AGCUCCAUCAGUAUUAUAACAAUCAAGGACGCUUUCCGAACAGCAAAGUGAUCCUGUGUUUUGGAGAAGAAUUUCCAGAUGCCGUCCCCUUGCGUUGCAAGCUGAUCUUGGUGGAGAUCGAGCAGCUGAGCAUCCGGCAACUGGUGGAGGAAGCCCGUAAGAAUGAAACCGGCCCCAUGGGGCACCCAGCCGGAGAGGAGGUGCAUUACGAUCCGAUGUACAGGAACUUCCAGGAUUCUUGUGGGCCUCACCAAAGGCCCAUUUUCAGAGAAAACCAGCAAAUUACCGUUUGAGACUCCGGAGAAGUCUAGUUCAUCCGUUUUUUUUCCAAGCUAUUUUUUUUAAUUCUUCUUCCUCCCCCGCUCCAUCUUACAGCUUAGACCUUCCCCAACUUCAGUUGAAUUUUUUUUUAUAAAAAAAAGGUUUUGUAUGUAAAUAUAUAACGGGGUUGAAAUAAUUCAAUUCAGUCUUUAUUGCGGUAAACAGACCAGCACACACGAAAAAUUAAAUGUUAAAAUAAAGCAGAACCGAACAGAACAAGGCACAAUAACGUGUUACAAUUGAUGGGGAAAUCGUCACUGGGGGACCAAAUUCUGCCUAACUUUACAGAGUCAUCGUCAUCGUCCUCCUCCUCCUCUUCCUCCUCCUCCUCCCCUCCCCCUCUUUUCUGCAAACCUUACUCAGUUCUAACACUGGUGAUGUUCCCUUGUUGGGUCAUGAAACAUCUGCAAGAAAACCACCA
This is a messenger RNA of Thamnophis sirtalis, 742 nucleotides long. The record is from RefSeq and is a predicted model, not a curated record. Lineage: Eukaryota; Metazoa; Chordata; Lepidosauria; Squamata; Natricidae.